AUGAAGCGGUGGAUGUUGUGUCAAGCCUGCAGGUCUGCUGCAUCACCAAGCUAACCUUCUCAUCCCGCUGUUAAACCGAGUGAUUAUGGCGACGUUUUUCGGUGAAGUUUUGUCCGUGUAUUCUCGGGCUGUGGAGGAAGAUGAAGAGGAUCUCCAAGAAAACGAAGAAGAUGAACAAAUCCGCAGAGAACUUGAGGAAAAGAGGGAGGUUCAUCUUCAGUGGAGCCCUGAAGUCUCAGAGUCCUUGAAGUCCGGAAACAAGUUGCAGUGUACAGACUUCAUCCUCGCUGUGGGACACAAUGCUGCCCGGUUUCUGUCAGUGUACGUUCUCACCUCUGCGAACUGGGACGCAGUGGGACAUGCAUCAGUGUGGAACGAGAGGAGCCGGGCUGUAUCUGGGCAAACCAGCGAGGAGUCGGCGUGUGUUUUCUACAGACAGAAGGACAACCCAUCAGUUUUAAUAUGCCAAGUGACGUGCUACAUCGCAGAGGACCAGCUUUUUCAGUGGACUGAAAGGGUGUUUGAAUGUCUGCAGCUCAGAGAGCUCAACGUGACAGUGUUGUCAGACAGCUCUGUGGCUGAGUACAAGACAGCAGACUAUCUGUGCUGUAGCUCCGCCCCCUUCCUGCGCUCUCUCCACACAGGUGCUUUCAGUGGUAAGCCUGUCUGCCAGUCACUGGAGCAACCCAACAUAGUUACUGGACUCCCAGCUGCAGUGCUGAACCACUGCGAGGUCCACCGCAUCGCCACUGUUGUUUACCAGUGCUACAGUGAUGUCAUUGGCCCUGACUCUGUCACCAUGGAGACCUACAAGCCUGCACUAACUAAGCUUGGCAAGUCCAUCCAGCUGGACCCGUCUCCGAGCACAGACGUCCUUCGCAAGUUUGCCAGAAAUAAUGUUCAGAGUAAUCUUUAUAUCUGAAAAAUUGCCAUGUUGCACACUGUGCAGUGAAAAGUAACUCUAUUUUCCUGUGGUAAAAUACUGACGUUUUUUAAAUAAAGACAAUAUUUUAAAGCC
Labrus bergylta (ballan wrasse) is the source of this 1018-nucleotide messenger RNA. RefSeq names its product proteasome (prosome, macropain) assembly chaperone 1 (gene psmg1). Gene Ontology annotation, cellular component: endoplasmic reticulum. Gene Ontology annotation, molecular function: proteasome binding. Gene Ontology annotation, biological process: proteasome core complex assembly. The record is from RefSeq and is a predicted model, not a curated record. NCBI's taxonomy places the organism in Eukaryota, Metazoa, Chordata, Actinopteri, Labriformes, Labridae.